GUGGUUCUGUUUUGUUGUUGCGAAGACCAGACUCUCUCGGACUCGGAGAUGGUGGACCGUUUAUGGACAGUUCUCUUGCUAGUGUUGUCAUGCAUUGUCAGUUUUUCGUAUGCUAGUCUUGGCGAUAAGGAUCCAAGUUACAGGGCUUGUGUUGGAGAAUGCGAGGUAAGCGGCUGCGUUGGAAAAUUAUGCUUUCCUCAGUGCAAUUCUUCAUCCAACGUUGGUCCAUGGUACACACAAGAGCCUCUUUAUCUACAAUGGCAAAAGUGGGGAUGUCAAGGUGAUUGCCGUUAUCACUGUAUGGUUAAUAGAGAGAAAGAACGUGAAACUCUAGGUCAACCCCCACUCAAGUAUCAUGGUAAAUGGCCUUUCAAACGUCUCCUUGGGAUUCAGGAGCCUGCUUCUGUUGCUUUCUCUGUGCUCAACCUAGCUAUGCAUUUCUAUGGCUGGCUCUCCUUCUUCAUUACACUGUACUAUAAGUUGCCUCUCAAACAAGAUAAGACGGCUUACUAUGAAUACGUUGGUUUGUGGCAUAUCUAUGGUUUCUUGUCCAUGAACUCUUGGUUCUGGAGUGUAGUUUUCCACAGUCGGGAUGUUGAUAUCACAGAGAGGUUGGACUACUCAUCUGCAAUAGCUGUUAUUGGAUUCUCACUCAUUGUAUCCAUCUUAAGAACCUUUGAUAUUCGGGUUGAGGCUACAAGAGUCAUGGUAUCCGCUCCAAUACUAGCUUUUGUCACCACCCACAUAUUGUACAUUAACUUCUACAAACUUGACUAUGGUUGGAACAUGAUUGUGUGUGUGGCCAUGGGAGUAGCUCAGCUUCUCCUAUGGGCAAGAUGGGCUGCAGUCUCUAGACAUCCUUCUAAUUGGAAACUGUGGGUGGUUGUGAUAGCUUCAGGCUUAGCUAUGCUUUUGGAGAUUUAUGACUUUCCUCCAUAUGAAGGCUACUUUGAUGCUCACUCCAUUUGGCACGCUGCCACCAUUCCUCUGACUGUUCUCUGGUGGAGCUUUAUUAGAGACGAUGCUGAGUUCAGAACUUCUAGUCUCCUCAAGAAAUCUAAGACAAAGGCAAAGUAAGUCCACUGACAGAUGCAGAGGUUUCUUGAGUAUUCUUUUCAAUGUCUUUAUUCAGAGCUUUGGUUAAUUGAGAUUUUGAUUUUAGUUUCUCAUCCUUCAUACACAUUGUUGCUAAUCUUUUUGGAUUCAAGACUUUUGUUAAUAUAUUAUGAGAAAAUCUUGUGAUCUAUAUGAUUGUGUUAACAAUUUGUUAUUUUACAUAAGUUGUGUGAAAUUGAA
This is a messenger RNA of Eruca vesicaria subsp. sativa (arugula), 1296 nucleotides long. Lineage: Eukaryota; Viridiplantae; Streptophyta; Magnoliopsida; Brassicales; Brassicaceae. The record is from the annotation of a GenBank genome assembly.